Colletotrichum higginsianum IMI 349063 is the source of this 717-nucleotide messenger RNA. Its product is annotated as Glutathione s-transferase. Bases 1 to 717 code for a protein of 238 amino acids. The record is from RefSeq and is a predicted model, not a curated record. The transcript is spliced from 3 exons. Lineage: Eukaryota; Fungi; Ascomycota; Sordariomycetes; Glomerellales; Glomerellaceae.
AUGUCUGGCCAAUUGAUUCUAUUUGACAUCCCAGACCGCAACGGCACCUGCUGGUCCCUGAACCCUUGGAAGACCCGACUGGCACUCAACUACAAGGGCAUCAAUUACAAAACCGAAUGGCUCGAGUACCCAGACAUUGAGCCCAGGUUGGCGCCUACUGGCCUGGAGGGUGAUCCCAGCCAGAUCGCCCUGUUCACGUGUCCCACUGUCCAAUUUCCCGACGGGACGUACGUCAUGAACAGCGCCAAGAUCAUCAAGCGCAUCGAGGCCGACUAUCCUGAGCCGUCUCUCCACGCGGACUCGGAGGUUCUCCAGCAGAUGUAUGACUUGCUCAGCGAGACCUUUGAUGCCUUGGGUCCCGUGUUCUUGCCCAUCGCGCCUCGAGACAUCCUCAGCAAGGAAAGCGCGGAGUAUUUUUGGGAGACCCGGGCGGCUCGGUUCGGUAUGACAUUGGAUAAGUUGGAGGAGACGCAGGGUGGUGAGCCCGCGUGGGCCAAGGCCAAGGCGUCUUUGGAGAAAACAGCGGCUCUGUUGGACAAGACUGAAGGACCCUUUUUUCUCGGAGACAAAUUCUCCUACAUCGACUGCGUCUACGUCGGAUUCCUGUUUUUCGCAAAGAGGUUCGGCGAGGACAACUAUCAGCGCAUCAUUGGGCACUCGGAGUCGUUCGAUAAGCUUUACAAAGCUUGCGAGAAGUGGUUGCAGCGAAAGGAUUAA